GCGAGCUUUUUUGACGAACGCGGAAAGCGAAGACCAGUUGGCCUCUUUCCCAAGACCACCGUCUCGUAUUAAUACACCAAACUCAAAACCAAAAAAACGAAGAAGAAGAAAAUUUAUUCGUAGGAGGAGAUUCUUGCUUGGCCGUGUGAGAUAGAGAAAGAGGACUUCUUCUCUUUUCAUCAGCCAUGUCCACCACACACAGUCUCUCCUUCUUCUUCUUCAGAGUUCUUCUCCUCUUCCUUAUUCGCUCAGGUGAUCUAUUCCUUCCUUCACUUUGGAGAAGGUGCAUGAAGAUAUUGGUGUUCAACAGGCAGAAUAGGGUGAAUAUUUCACCUUAUUCCGCUUGUUUGUCCCGUCUACACCUUCUCUAUUUGAUGUUUUUAGUCAAAAAAAUGUCAAUUCUUCGAUUUUCUCCCAAUAGAGAAGAGGAAUCAGUGAGAGUUAACAGCCAAGGAGUAGGAAUCAACUACGGCCAAAUCGCGAACAACCUCCCGUCACCGGCUCGAGUCGCCGUCCUCCUCCGAUCCCUAAACAUCACAAGAGUAAAACUCUACGACGCAGAUCCAAACGUCCUCUUCUCCUUCUCAAACUCACAAGUCGAUUUCAUGAUCGGACUAGGCAACGAGCUCCUCCAAAACAUGUCAACAGAUCCAACCAAAGCCGAAACCUGGAUCCAGCAACGACUCCAACCACACAUCUCCAAAACCCGAAUAACCUCGAUCGUCGUUGGAAACGAAAUCUUCAAAACAAACGACCGCGUUUUAAUCUCGAGCCUCUUGCCGGCGAUGAAAUCGGUUUACUCUGCUUUACUCAGCCUCGGGUUAGAGAAACAAGUAACGGUCACAUCUGCACAUUCUCUCGACAUUCUCCAAACUUCUUAUCCUCCUUCCUCUGGAUCAUUCAAAGAAGAGUUUGUUCAGUUUCUUCAACCUCUUCUUGAUUUUCACUCUCAGAUCAAAUCUCCUUUCUUGAUCAACGCUUAUCCUUUCUUCGCUUACAAAGACAGUCCCAAAGAGAUUCCUUUAGAGUAUGCUCUGUUUCAGCCGAAUCAUGGGAUGAUUGAUCCGAACACGAAUCUCCAUUACGAUAACAUGUUGUUUGCUCAGGUCGAUGCGCUUUACUCCGCCGUGAAAACUUUGGGUCAUACCGAUAUUGAGAUUCGGAUCUCGGAGACGGGGUGGCCAUCUAAAGGAGACGUGGACGAGAUCGGAGCGUCGCCGGAGAACGCGGCGCUUUAUAAUGGGAAUUUGUUGAGGCUUGUGGAACAGAGGAAGGGGACUCCGGCGAAGCAAUCUGUUCCGAUUGAUGUUUACGUUUUUGCCCUUUUUAAUGAGAAUCUUAAACCCGGUCCGACUUCUGAGAGGAAUUAUGGUUUGUUUUAUCCGGAUGGUAAACCGGUUUAUAAUGUUGGUUUACAGGGUUAUCUUCCUGAUAUUAUUUACAGUUCAAGUGCAGCUACGAUCAAGAUUUUGAAUUUGUGGAGAGCCGUGAUGGGUUUGUCUGUAGCAGGGUUUAUAAUUGAAAUGGGCGUCAAAACAAGGAUGAGAUAAGCUCGGCAUGUGUCCUUGUCUGUUAACUGUUUUCAUAGGUUUCUUUUUUUUUUGUUUUACAAGAAAAUUAUUGGUAUAGUUAUAGCCAUAUAGGUGAGGUAUACAAUUCUUUGUCAUGUAUUGGAUUGACAAUAAAACGAAAAUUAUUUUUUUCCGUAA
This is a messenger RNA of Eutrema salsugineum, 1709 nucleotides long. RefSeq names its product glucan endo-1,3-beta-glucosidase 14. Gene Ontology annotation, biological process: carbohydrate metabolic process. Bases 186 to 1550 code for a protein of 454 amino acids. NCBI's taxonomy places the organism in Eukaryota, Viridiplantae, Streptophyta, Magnoliopsida, Brassicales, Brassicaceae. Gene Ontology annotation, molecular function: hydrolase activity, hydrolyzing O-glycosyl compounds. Gene Ontology annotation, cellular component: plasma membrane. The record is from RefSeq and is a predicted model, not a curated record. The transcript has 3 exons.